Messenger RNA from Sinocyclocheilus rhinocerous, 702 nucleotides. RefSeq lists its product as uncharacterized. The transcript is spliced from 2 exons. The record is from RefSeq and is a predicted model, not a curated record. Lineage: Eukaryota; Metazoa; Chordata; Actinopteri; Cypriniformes; Cyprinidae. The annotation marks the transcript as partial.
AAUAAUAGAGCAUUAAGUGUUCUGUCUUUGUUCCAAGAACGGGUUCAAAACUUUGGAUUGCCAUCAAGGGUUAUAUGCGACCAUGGCAUGGAAAACAUUGAGGUUGCAUGUUACAUGUUAAAUAGAAGAGGACUAAAUAGAGGAAGUGUCAUUACGGGCCGUAGUGUGCAUAAUCAACGGAUCGAACGUUUAUGGGCAGAGCUGAACAGAGUUGUUUCAUAUUAUUAUUCGGACUUGUUCACUUUCAUGGAGGACCAAGGUAUACUAGACUCUCUGUGUGAGUUUCAUGUAUUUUGUUUGCAUUUUAUUUACUUACCUCGGAUCCAGAGGGCAGUUAGGGAAUUUAGGGACAUGUGGAAUAACCAUGGACUGUCAACUGAAAGAGGACAAACUCCUCUGCAGUUAUGGCACAGGGGUAUUGUUAGUCAUAUUGGAAUCAACAACACAGCUAUAUCUGGUGUUUUGGACAAUGAUGAACAUGUUGACAUCAAUGAAAACAGACCAGAUCCUGAACUACAGACCAGGAAUAAUAUAAUAGUUCCUGAAAACAUUUACCGCCCAAAUGACUCUACCUUGGAAAACAUUCUGGAAACAUUUAACCCAUUACAAAAUGAUGGAAAUCAUGGAAUUGAUCUGUUUUUGGCACUUAAAGAGGAAUGUCAGAUUAGCCAUUUCAUGCAGGAAGAGAAACCAAAGGGUUAG